Molecule: messenger RNA, 1026 nt
Organism: Varanus komodoensis (Komodo dragon)
Lineage: Eukaryota; Metazoa; Chordata; Lepidosauria; Squamata; Varanidae
Product: chondroitin sulfate proteoglycan 4-like
Exons: 4
Coding region: 32-646 (204 amino acids)
Source: RefSeq, a predicted model, not a curated record
GUGUGUAUGGGGGGGUGGGGGAGGCGCCGGCAUGGCCUCGGGCUGGCGUUGGACAAGCGCUUGGCUGCUCUUGCUGCUCGCUCUUAGCCGAGAAUUGCUCGCAGCCUCAUUUUAUGGAGACAGCUACGUGCAGUUAAACAUUGCUGAAUCAUCUUCUACAAUAUCACUGAAAUUACAUUUUCAAACAAGUAAACCAGAUGGAUUGCUUUUUCUUGCUGCGGGAAAAGAAGCUUACUUUUUGGUGGAAUUACAUUCUGGAAAUAUAAACGUGAGACUCAACUUUGGAGGAGGUGAACAAGUUCUCUCUUCCCACUUGAGUUCCCAGCUAAAUGAUUUAGUGUGGCACCUUCUGGAAGUCCAUCAUGAAAGAGAUAAUAUUGCCUUAGUAAUAGACAAUAACUAUCAAACUAGUACAAAACUGUUAGGUACUCUCUUUGAAUUAAAGAUUGAACAUGGCAUCUUCGUUGGUGGGAGUGGCGAGCUUCGUUUUCCCUAUUUUGAUGGCUGCACCAGGAUGCAAAUUGUGUACAUGCACAGUUUAGCAACAGCAGUUGUCAAACAGAUGGCACCUGUAUCUCUACAGUGGCAGAGAUGUCUAUCCUGGUCACUGCACCAGCCAGUCACUUUGACUAGGAACUUUGGGUAAGUUCAGGGAAUUAUGCCAAGAUAGCUGAAUGUUUUGUGCUGUAUGUACUAAGGAUUCCACAUCAAAAGCUAUAAAUGGAAGAAAAGUUUUUAAUUGUGUGUUUUUGAUUAAUUCUGCAUAUACUUUUUAAGGUUGUGCAUGAAAACAGUUUGCCAUCAGAAAUAGAGUUCAAAGUACAAUCACCUCCAGCCUACGGAUACCUUCGGAAGUUUACUUCAGAAGAAGGCUACCUUGGAGCAGAAGAAAAUCCAGUUUUGUGUUUUACCCAGCAAGAUAUCAAUGAUGGCAAUAUCCAGUAUGUGCAGACUGUUUCCAACCAGCUCCAAGACCAGUUUUCAUUGGAUGUGACCAAUGGCAUCCGGGGAGUCAGUGGGAUAGAA